GCGGCUGUCCCGAGGCGCCCGGCUGAGGUUGCUGUGACCUUUGAGGAUGUCGCCGUGUAUUUCUCCACGACAGAAUGGCUCCUCCUCGAUGAGGUUCAGAGAUGCCUGUAUCUCGAUGUGAUGCUGGAGAACUUUGCUCUCAUAUCUUCCCUGGGUUGCUGCUGUGGAGCAGAGGAUGUGGAGGCUCCCAGUGAACAAAACUUACCUGUAAGAGUCUCGCAGGCUAAGAAUCCCAAGGCAGCUCUGACCUCCCAGAAGAGCCAUCCCUGUGAGAGUUGUGGCCGUGUCUUGAGAGACAUUUUCCUCUUGGUUGACGAGCAGGAAGCGCAAAAGAGGCGCACACUGCUGAGGUGUGGGGCAUGUGCAAAACCAUUUUAUUUCAUUGCAAGGAGCCACCAGCACCAGGAGCAGGACACGGCAGAGAAUGGUUUCAUGAGCAGUGCGGACAUGGUCUCAGUUGCAAGGAGCUGCAAUUCCCAUGUGUCACAGAAGUCUUGCACCUCUAGUCAGGUUGGGAAGUGCUUGCUCAUCAGCUCAGGACAUCUUGAGAAACCGGCUACUCACACCAUGCACGGGUCAAAGGAACUCUCCGAGUCUGGAAUGACUUUUGAAAGGAAACAACAUUAUUACAACCCCAGAGAAUGCAAGAAAGCCACUGGCUGUGAUGACACACUUGUCGAGGACCAUGAUUUCUGUACAGGAGGACCGUGUUGUGUGUGUAGUGAAUGUGGAAAAUCUUGUACCGAUAAUUUGGCCCUCUGUGUUCCUAACAGCGUUUUGACUGGAGAAAAGCCUUAUGAGUUUGUGGAAUAUGGGAAAUCUUUUACCAGUAGCUCUGCCCUCCUUGACAGUCAGAGACGUCUCAUUGGAGAAAAGUGUUAUGAGUGUGGUGAAUGCGGGAAGUCUUUUAAGAGGAAAUACGACUUUAAAUGUCACCAGAGAGUGCACACUGGGGAGAGGCCUUAUAAGUGCAAUGAAUGUGGAAAGUUUUUUGCAAGUAGCUCUGCCCUUUGUUAUCAUCAGCGAGUUCACACUGGAGAAAGGCCUUAUGAGUGCAGUGAAUGUGGGAAAUCUUUUACCAGUAGCUCUGCCCUCCGUUACCAUCAGCGAGUUCACACUGGAGAAAGGCCUUAUGAGUGCAGUGAAUGUGGGAAACAUUUUACCAGUAGCUCUGCUUUCCGUUACCAUCAGCGAGUUCACACUGGGGAAAAGCCCUAUGAGUGCCAAGAAUGUGGGAAAUCUUUCACGAGCAGCUCUGCUCUCCAUGACCAUCUGAGAGUUCACACUGGAGAAAGGCCUUAUGAGUGUAGGGAAUGUGGGAAAUCUUUUGUAAGUAGCGCCUCCCUCCAUGAUCAUCAGAGAGUUCACACUGGAGAAAAGCCAUUUGAGUGCGGUGACUGUGGGAAAUCUUUCAGGAGGAUAUAUUACUUUAAUUGUCAUCGGAGAGUUCACACUGGAGAAAGGCCUUAUGAGUGUAGGGAAUGUGGGAAGUCUUUUAUCAGGAGCUCUGCCCUCCGCGAUCAUCAGCAAGUUCACACUACAGAAAAGCCCUAUGAGUGUGGUGAUUGUGGGAAAUCUUUUAGAAGGAAGUAUCACUUUAAUUGUCAUCAGAGAGUUCACACUGGAGAAAGGCCGUAUAAGUGUACGGAAUGUGGGAAAUCUUUUACCUGCAGUUCGUACCUUAUUUGUCAUCGGCGAGUUCAUACUGGAGAAAAACCUUAUGAGUGCACCACAUGUGGGAAGUCUUUUACCUGUAGCUCUUACCUUAUUUGUCAUCAGAGAGUUCACGCCGGAGAAAAGCCUUAUGAGUGCAGUGAAUGUGGGAAAUCUUUUAAGAGGAAAGAAAACUUUAAUUCUCACCAGAAACUUCACACUGGCGAAAGGCCUUUUCAGUGCAGUGAAUGCGGGAAGUCUUUUACCAUGAGCUCUGCCCUUCGUAAGCAUUGUAGAAUUCACACUGGGAAAAGACCUUACGAGUGUGGGGAAUGUGGGAAAUGUUUUGCCUAUAGCACUGACCUCCGGUGUCACCUGAGAGUUCACACGGGAGAAAGGCCUUAUGAGUGUGGUGUAUGUGGGAAAUGUUUUACGAGUAACUCUGUUCUUCGUAUUCAUCACAGAGUUCACACUGGUGAAAAGCCUUAUGAGUGCAGUGAAUGUGGGAAAUCGUUUUCCAGUAGGAAUGGUUUUCGUUGUCAUCAGCGAGUUCACACUGGAGAAAGACCUUAUGAGUGCAGUGAAUGUAAGAAAUGUUUUAGACAAAGCUCCUCCCUUAUUCAACACUAUAGAGUUCAUUCUGGAGAAAAAUCGUAUGAGUGCAGUUAAUGUGGAAAAACAUGAGUAGCCCUCCAUUUGUCAUCAUGGCAGUGUUCACACUGGAUGGAGGCUUUUUGAGUGCACUGGAGUUCAGGAAUCUUACCAGUAACUGCUGAUAUUCUCUUAUUUCA
Messenger RNA from Pteronotus mesoamericanus, 2444 nucleotides. Its product is annotated as zinc finger protein 883-like. Bases 121 to 2322 code for a protein of 733 amino acids. Gene Ontology annotation, biological process: regulation of transcription by RNA polymerase II. The record is from RefSeq and is a predicted model, not a curated record. Gene Ontology annotation, molecular function: RNA polymerase II cis-regulatory region sequence-specific DNA binding; DNA-binding transcription factor activity. The transcript has 3 exons. Lineage: Eukaryota; Metazoa; Chordata; Mammalia; Chiroptera; Mormoopidae.